AUGAGGGUGUCUGCCUUGUUUUUUGACAAGGAUGCACGGUACCCGUGCCUGCUAAGCCCUUGCAAGGUUUGGGAUGAUGCGCUGUCAGAGGCGGUCUCGGGCCCCGAGCUCAAAGUCUACUGCUACUGUGCGUUCAAGCAAUUUGCGGACGAGCAUCAGCAUUGCCUUGAAGAUAGAAAGGCAAUCGUCGUCAAGAUCAAUGAGACGCGCGAGUUACUUCUCGCGCCAGUCUUCUCCAUUGAAGAUGACGGCACCAAGUGCCCGGUUUUCUGGGGUUACCUCCUGUACUUCGGCGUUGCAUCAGCCGUAUCGUUGAUGCUAGACAACAGCCGAAUGGCUGUGGUUCUUGAUCUGGACGAAACGCUGUUGGUGGCAAACUCGAUGUCGACGCUUGAUUCGAAGAUAGAGGUGGCGCGCAAGACCAGGCGUCUUAAAGCUGUGGAACUGCGGGAGCUGCUCAGCCAGGGGGUCACGGUGGACAGCGAGGAAGCUGCGCGGCUGCGGGGCGCGGAGUCCUCCGCCGCGCGGGAGGAGGAGCUGCUUGCGUCGGACCUGGAAAUGCUGCGUCAGUUUGCAAGCACGAGCACCGUCACCUUGAACGGCGUCUCGCACAAGGCGAAGAUGGAGCUAGCCUACUUGGAGGACGGUACGCAGGUCAAGCGGCCCGUGAUCCGGCUGGAUAAGCCGCACCCCGUCAUCUUGACGCGGAUCCGGCCGGACCAGCGGGAGACUAGCAUGAUCCUGCGGCCCCGGCCCUUCUGGGAGGAGCUGCGCGCCGUGCUAGCCGGGGACACAGAAGUGGACCAGAACGGGAAACCCAAGCUCAGGUUCGAUGUGUACGUAUGCACGGCAGCUGAGCGGCAAUACGCUCUGGAGGUGUGGCGGCUACUGGACACGCGAGCCAGCAUCAUCCCCACCAGUGACCGGUCGAAGCGAAUCAUCAAUGUGCCCGGCGGCCGCAAAAAGCAGCUGCUCAAGUCGUUGGGGGUUGCUGACAAUGCGGGCAACCCGCGGCUGGAGUGGCCUGAGCUGCAGGAUGACGAGCCGCCUCUGCCACUUGCUGUGGUGCUGGAUGACCGGUUGGACGUGUGGGAGGCGGCGUCCCAGUCGUGCAUCCUGCAGGUCGUCCCCUGGUACUGGUACCGCGACGAGGCGGCGCGCCUAGUGUCGGGUCCUGGCACACCCGCGGAGCGGCUGGCGCUUGCAUCGGAGAACGAGAUCAAGCGCAUGCGCGAUGCUGUACUUCAGCUGCGUGCGGAGCUGUUUUACGACAUAAACGAGCGCCUGCGCAAGCUGGCGGAACAGCUGGUAACGUCCGGGGCGCCGGAAGAGGAUCAGCGGCGGAACCCGGGAGCGCUACUCCCGGGGCUUAAGACGGUCGCGGGCAUCCUGCGGGCUGCUGCUAGUCGCGUCUACCAGAUGCCCACCCUCGCGUCCAUUGCGGCGCAGUUCCGCCCCAGCAGCCUCACGCCGCCCCCGGAAAUGGAAUCUCUCGGAAUGCCGCCACCACCGGGGGGGUUUCUCCCUGAGGUGGUCUUCCCGCCCGGCACCCAGGGGCCGCUGGUAGCUGGGGGGGCCCUGGCGGCUGCGGCGCCUUUGGCCGUGCAGCCCGCAGCUGCUGCACCCACAGGCGCUGGGCCCGAUGGCUUGAUGCUUAACGGCCUUAGCACCCCUGCAGCGGCUGCCGGCGUGCCUGCUCAGCCGGGACCGGGGCAAGGGCAAGGACCGGCUCUACCGCAAGUCAUCUCUCUCAAGCCUGUGGAUCCUCGCGCGGCACGAAGGGCAGCUGCGGCGGCUCAGCGCGCCAGCGCCACCCAACGUUCCGCCGGCGGCAUCGUGCUGCAGCCGCCAGCUCCCGGGAUGGGGCCCCAGCCCAUCACCGCCUUCGGCGCCCUGACAUCUCUUGGGCCGCCUGCAGCUCCCCAGCCGGCGGCAGAGCCGCUUAAGCGGCGCAUCGCGCCGGGCGCGUUGGAUCCCAGUAAAUGGAGCAUUGAAGCGUUGGAUGCCGGAGGUCCCGAGCAGCAGCAGCAGCCUGAACCUCCAGCAUCGGGUGCGACCGCCGGCCCUGGCUCCGCCCCUGGAGAUGCUGCUGCAGUCUCCGGUGACCCGCGACAAGCCUCAGCUGGUGCUCGCGUUGAAGAGGGCCGCGGGGCGGUCACCUUGGAUGGUGGGACAGAACUGAGCGGCGGCGGCUCGGGGGGAGCUCAGCCGCAGCAGCAAGCGGACUCGUUAGAUAAUGCAGCGAAACCUGGGCCGGGAUCAGUCCAGGCGCAGCAGGCACAGCAGGAGGUCCAGGGGAGCCAGGCGACCUCGACCUCCGAUGCGCAGCAGCAGCAGAAACCGAUUUCCCAGGCUGGCUCAGGGCCUGCUAGUACGGCAGGAGGUGCAAGUGUGGGCGGGGCCGGUGCUGGGCCGGCGGGUGCACGUAAACAAGCUGACGACGCGUUGUUAGCGGCGCUUCGCAGCCAGAUCCAAGGCUUUGACCCGUCACUGCAGGCAGUGAUUGCGGAGUUGCUACGGAACCCGGAGAUGCUUAGAAAUCCGGAGACCCUGCGGCUGCUGCAGCAGCAGUCCAAAGCACAGGCACAGAAGAACUUGCAACAACAACAACAUCAACAGCAACAGCAAGCGUCGCACGCGACCCAGGCAUCUAAGCAGGCGCAGCCGGGGCCAGGGCCCAACACGAGCAGCGGGGGUCAAGCUCCGGCUGCGGCGGGGUCCGCGGCCACAGCUGCUGCUGAAGUCGGUCCCCAACCGCCCCAGCAGACGUUGCCGCCGCCGCCACCGCAGCCGCCACAGCAACAGCAGCCCGGACUGCAGCCUGCAAGCGGGCAACGACAUGCAACUCCGCCCCUGCAGCAGGCUUCGCAACAGCAGCAGAACCCACCCGUGACGUUACAACAGCCUCCACAGCAGCAGCAAGGGCAGCUUCCAGCGCAGCAGCUGCCGCUGCAGCAGAAGCACCAGCCCUCCCAGCAGCAACCGCCGCCGCAGCAUCGUCCGCCACCUCCUCAGCAUUUUCCGCAGCCGGGCCCGCCGCAACAAACACCGCCAGGGCCGCAAGGGCCGUCCCAGUAUCCACCACCGCCAUCCUCGCAACCCCAGCCCCCGGCUCUGCACCAGCCACCGUCGGCACAGCAGACGGGGGCGGCAGCUCCCCAGCAGCAAGCGCCUGGCACAUCGGCAGCUGUAAAAGAACAACAACAACAACAACAACAACAACCACAGCAACGACAACAACAGCAACAACAACCACAGCAACGACAACAACAGCAACAACAACCACAGCAACGACAACAACAGCAACAACAACCACAACAACAAGAACCACAGCAACAACAACAACAACCACAACAACAACCACAACAACAACCACCACAACAACAAUCACAACAACAAUCACAACAACAACAAUCACAGCAACCUGGGUUGCAAUUCCCACCACCGCCGCCGCAGGGUCCUCCAAACCAGCAGCCACCCCGUCACCACGCACAGCAGCCCCAGCAGCGACACCAACACCAGCCUCAACCUCCCCCAGGGGCACCGCCGGCCCGGCCUCUGCCACACCCUCCGCCAGUCAGAUCGUCUACUCCGCCGUUGCUGGGGCAGGGCCAGGGUCAAGGUGGGCCCCCAGGGCCUCCGCCUCAUCACGGGGGAGGGCCAUCACAGGGCUUGUCGAACGGGCCGGGCCCUUCUGGUCCGCCACCGCAGGGCCAGCCCGGACUGCCGCCUCCCCCGGGGCCGCCGCCCCUAGGGGCCCCACCGCAGGCGCCACACCAGGUUUCCCAGCCCCAGCAGGGCCAGCCGGGUCCCCUGCAGGCUGUACAGAUGCAGGUGAUGGUGGGUCCCGACGGGCGGAUCAUCCUACAGCCACCGCCCGCUCAACAGGGACCCGGUAGCGGACCGCAUACGGGCGGGCCGCAGGCACUGCCAGGCCCAGGCCAACAAAUGCAGGGUCCUCCUUUGGGGUCGGGGCAGAUGGGUCCCGGUGCAUCUGGGUUUAUGGGCCCCGGGCCCAUGCAGCUGCAAGGCCCGGGCAUCAUGGGCAACAAGGGCGGUAUGCCAGCGCCACCACCACAGCAGCAACAGGGACAGCAACCCGCGGGCCAACCCAUGCAGAUGCCCAUGCCGCUACCUGGCGGCGGCUUGACUGGCGCACUUGUAGGCCCUGGUGCUAUGGGUCCCGCAGGCAUGGUAGCAAACGCGCCACCGCGCGACGUGCUGAUGCAGCAGAUGCUAAUUGGCGAGAUGAUGAACUUGGACAUGCAGAUGGCAGCGAUGAGCGGGAUGAUGGUACCUAUGGGCGGGAUGGGGGGUCCAGGAGGCGGAGGAAUGAUGGGCCCGGGUAUGGGUGCCCCUGGGCCCGGGCAUCAGGGCAGCGGGCAGCCGAUGUUGGGGAUGGCCAUGAUGGGUCCUGGGGGCCCUCAGGGCGGCCCCAUGCAGCAGCAGAUGGGCCCCAUGGGGCCGCUGCAGCCGAACGGGCCGCAGGGGAUGCCCCUGGUGAUGAUGAUGAUGCCACCGCAGGGACCUGGGGCCGGGAUGCCGGUCGCCAUGCAAUUUCCUCAGGGCGCGGGACCUGUGCAAAUGCAGAUACCCGGGAUGCCGCAGCAGCAGCCCCAACAGCAGAUGCAGCAACAGCAGCCGCAACAGGGCCCGAUGCCGCAUGGGAUGAACAUGGGAAUGCCCCCCCAGCCGCAGCAGCCGCAGCAGAUGGGACAUCCCAUGGGGCCCCAUGGCGGAAUGGGCGGAAUGCCGCAAGGGGCUCCUGUGAACGGCCCAUUCGGCGGACCGCAGAUGCUUCAGCCGGGGCAAAUGCAACCCCAACAACAACAGCAGGGACAACUGCAGGGACCGCAGGGACAAAUGCCGCCCCCGCAGCAGCCACAACAGCAAGGGAUGUCUACACAAGGGAUGCAGUUUGCAGGCGCGCAGCAACCGAUGCACUUCAUGGGCGGGCCAGUUCAGGGGCAGGGCAUGCAGGGUCACGGCAUGACGUCGGGGCAACCUCCGAUGGGCAUGAUGUCCGGCGGCCCUGUGAUGCAUGCCGGCAUGAAGCGCCCGCCGUCGCCCUCAAAUCUUGCCCCUGGGGAGCCGCCCAGCAAGGCGCCUCGGCAAGGUGGUGGCAGCAUCCUGGAAAAUGGCACUCCGAGUGGCGGCCUGCCCGGCGGCUUGCCGCCCUGGCAAGCCUCGAUCCAGCCACAACAGCAGCAACAUCAAGGCGGAGGUCCCCCGGCUGGUAGCGCAGCCCAGCCGCCUGGUCCGCCGCCCUUCGCGCCGCAAGAUAGCGCCACCGGCAGCGACUCCUCCGGCGUAAUGGUGCCCCUGGAGAACCCUGUGACCAAGCUAAACGAGAUUGCGCAGCGCAAUAAGGUGCGCUUGGCGUUUCGGGAAGCCAAGGACGGCGAGAGCGGGAGCGUGGGCUGGACAAUAACUGCCAUCUACGGCGGCAAGGACAUUGGCCGGGGACAUGCAGCCACGAAGAAGGACGCCAAGCGAUUGGCGGCCAUGGAUGGCUUGAAGGCCCUGGGCAUCAGCCUCGCCGUAGGGCCACCGGCGGGCAGCCGCAACCUGGCAGGGCCGCAGCCGCAGCAGCAGACCACCUCCGCGUCUUCCCACCCCAACCAGAGCUCUGGAGGGUCGGGGGCGUUCAUUGGCCCGGUGCCGCCGCCACCGCCGCCCACGGAGGCCGCUUCGGAGGUUGUGAGCUCCAGUGCGGCCGGGGGUGCGGGGCCGGGACAUGGACCGGGUACGGGUACGGGGGGCCACCCCGCCAAUGACGCCACGAUGUACCGCCUCAUCAGCAUGUUUGGCAAAGACAACUUGCUCUUUGCAAACAUGGAGGACGAGGGGUACCCGCCGGCAAGGUACGCAAAGGUGGAGUUGACCAUCCGCAACACGCAGCACCGCGUCCAGGGAGAAGGCCAAAGCCGCCGUGCAGCCCGACUGGAUGCAGCUGCCCGCAUGCUGGCGCACCUGGGGGUGCCCGCACCCGGUCUGGCCACCUCGUCAGCGCAGCGUGAGGCGGGCAACGUGUAUAGCCGCGGGGGGGGGAGUGGUCAGGAUAGCGACAGUGACGGCGGCGCGGCAGGACCCUCUGGCAACGGUCGUGCAUCGCACCACCACCAUCACCACCAUCAUCAUCACCAGUCACAGCAGCGCGGCCAACAGUUGCAGCAGCAGCAGCAGCCGCGCGCCAGCUCGCGAAGCCCCCGUCCAAGCGAGGACGAGGGCGAUGAGGCGGACGAGGACUACGACGUGCUGGCCGGCGCAUCGUACUAUACCCGCGGCACACGGCCUGGCAGCAAGACUGCUAAACGUGCUGCACAGCCGGAUGACCUCGGAGGCGGAGGCAGCAGCAAGGCUUACGUGGCGGACUUCAUGCAGCUCAUAGCUGAGGAGCUUGACGACGGGCUGGGAGGAGGGGGAGGAGGGGGCGGGGCCCCGAUACCCGGGCACGCAGGCAGCGGGGCAGCUGGGGGGAAACGGGCGGCCAGCCGGGGCAUGGAACCGAAACAGCCGCAGUCCAACCAGCAGGCCGGGGAUGACUCGUCUGAGGAGGAGGAAGGGGAAUUGCCCAGCGAAGAAGAGGGGGGCUAG
Messenger RNA from Volvox carteri f. nagariensis, 6597 nucleotides. RefSeq lists its product as uncharacterized. NCBI's taxonomy places the organism in Eukaryota, Viridiplantae, Chlorophyta, Chlorophyceae, Chlamydomonadales, Volvocaceae. The coding region runs from base 1 to 6597 and encodes 2198 amino acids. The record is from RefSeq and is a predicted model, not a curated record. The transcript has 12 exons.